CAAAACCCUACCCUAAAAAAAUGAAUCAAAGACGAUUUGCCUUUAGAUAUGGUAUGUUGUAGGCAGUCACAUAAUAGUGCGGGUCGAUCAAGAAAGUAUAAUACUCCGAUAGAACUUGUUUUGGUGUGUAUUCUGCGAUGAGGUAACGCUCAAAUCAGUGUGAGCAAGCAACUGAGCAAGCCUACCAAUGCCAUUUGUGGAAUUCAUAGCAGGAUGCAUCUCAGGAGCAGUAGGGUUGGCUUUUGGUCACCCAAUGGACACAGUGAAGGUGCGUCUGCAGACCCAGGUUAAAUACAAGGGGAUUUUUGACUGUGUGGCUAGGACAUACACUCGCGAAGGGAUCCCUGGGUUCUUCAAGGGCAUGGCAUUUCCUGUCCUGACUACUGGCAUCACCAACGCUGUGGUCUUUGGUUCCUAUAGCAAUGCUUUAGACUACCUCACUCAGUCCCAACGGAACGACCGUAGCCAAGGCAACCCUGCCUCUGCAUCAGCAGUCUUCGCAGCUGGCUGUUUCUCAGGUCUGGCACAGGUGGUGGUUACUGCGCCUGUUGACCUGGUGAAGGUACGCCUGCAGUCCCAGACCAAGGGCUGGGCUGGGGUCGGUGGUGACGGGUAUCGAGGUCCCAUUCACUGUGUGACUGUCAUCCUGAGGGAGGAGGGGCCAAGGGGAUUGUUUCGAGGGGGGUUGGCUCUUACCCUGAGAGAUGUGCCCUGCUAUGGAAUCUACUUCCUGCCUUACGAGAUCACCUGCAGGUUUCUGACUGAAGAAGGCAAACGGCCAGGCACAUUUGCGGUAUUAAUGGCGGGUGGGGUGGCAGGCGUGGUGACGUGGGCCUUUGCCACACCCAUGGAUGUGGUGAAGGUGCGGCUGCAGAUGUCCGGUGCUGGGGGCCGGGUGUACCAGGGGGUCCUGCACUGCAUGAGUAUGAGUCUGAAGGAGGAGGGGGUGAGGGUGUUCUUUAAGGGGCUCCUCCUGAACAGCCUGAGGGCCUUCCCUGUCAACGCCAUCACCUUCCUCAGCUAUGAGAGCCUGAUGAGUUUCCUCACCCGGCCAUCUGCAGACUGACCAUAAGACUAUAUACAUCUCCUGGAUACACUCCGGUCUGACCAAAUGAUGGAAAGAAUACCAACAUUGGAUGGGCAAACCACCAUUAUGUGAAAUUAACUGGUAUAUACAGUGUACCUUAGCAUGCUAUACUCAGAAUUGUAUCUGCUAUACUGGAGUUACACACACUUUUGUGAUAUCCUCAAUGUGGGCACUGUGACAGGGCUCAUGAUCCUGUUAUAGUAGGGCACAGUGCUGUGAUAUCAUAAGGUAUGACAAUACUUAUGGAUGCAAACUGUCAUACAGCAUCACCUCUCAAAGAGCUAUGAUACUAUCAGUAUUUUUUGUCAUGACAGACUACAACAAAACCUUGAAUAUAAAAACCCUUGGAAACCAAAUACCAAAUGUUUAUGCCAAGACAUGAUGCAUUUAUGUACUGUAUAAACUUCAUAGCCUACAUUUAUAAUAACUUUGUAAUAAAGAAAAUGUGAAGCAAAUGGGAAUGUAGUUGGUUUAUUGCUGACAACCAAUCCUCAAUUCAAAUCAUUCUGACUUUAGUUAAAUCAACCCCCUUCAACAUGUAAACAUUUAGUAAAAUUAUGCAUAUUUAACUUCUUGCAUAAGUCAAUGUAUUCACCCCCUUGGAUUUAUUCACAUUUUGUUGUGUGACAAAGUGGGAUUGAAAUGGAUUUAGUUGGGAUUUUUUGUUAUUGAGUAUCACAAAAUACUCCAUAAUGUCAAAGUGAAAAGAAAAUUCUACUUAAUAACUAAAAUAUAGUUGUUGCAAAAGUAUU
Messenger RNA from Coregonus clupeaformis (lake whitefish), 1839 nucleotides. RefSeq names its product solute carrier family 25 member 45. Lineage: Eukaryota; Metazoa; Chordata; Actinopteri; Salmoniformes; Salmonidae. The coding region runs from base 188 to 1066 and encodes 292 amino acids. Gene Ontology annotation, molecular function: transmembrane transporter activity. Gene Ontology annotation, biological process: transmembrane transport. The transcript has 7 exons. The record is from RefSeq and is a predicted model, not a curated record. Gene Ontology annotation, cellular component: mitochondrion.